AUGUCAAACGAAAUUGAAGAACAAAUGGAGAGUUCCUCUGAAUCGGAAGACGAAGUUAUGGAGGAAGGCGAGGAAGUAGAUGAUGACGAUCGUCCUAAAACCUAUUUACCCGAUCAACCCCUAAAAGAAGAUGAGCACCUGGUAUGCGAUCAAUCUGCGUAUGUCAUGUUGCAUCAAGCCCAAACAGGUGCUCCUUGUCUAAGCUUUGAUGUUAUCACUGACAAUCUUGGGAGUGAUAGGCACGAGUUUCCGAUGACAACCUAUUUGGUAGCCGGCACUCAAGCUUCUAGUGCACAUUUGAACAAUGUUUUAGUAAUAAAGAUGUCCAAUUUGCAUCAAACAUCUAAAGAGGCUGAAAAUGAAGAGUCAGAUUCAGAUGACGAUGAUGAUGAGGAAGAGGAAGAUGAUGAGAAAAAGCCAGAAAUGACAUUUUCUUUCAUCAAACAUCAAGGAUGUGUUAAUAGGAUAAGGGCAACAAAUUUCAAAAAUUCUGUUCUGGCAGCAAGUUGGUCUGAAUUGGGUAGAGUAGACAUAUGGAAUAUAACUCAGCAAUUGCAAGCAGUGGAUGAUCCUACAUUGCUUGAACGCUAUAAUUUGGAAAGUGUGAACAAUCCAGUAAGGCCCCUGUAUUCAUUUAAUGGCCACCAGCAGGAAGGGUUUGGGAUUGAUUGGAGUCCCACGGAGCCCGGUGUACUAGCAACUGGUGAUUGCAGAAGAGAUAUUCAUAUAUGGACUCCAAACGAAGCUGGUACUUGGGAUGUUGAUCAACGCCCUCUAGUCGGACAUACUGCUUCUGUUGAAGAUAUACAGUGGUCUCCUAAUGAGAGAAAAGUCUUGGCUUCCUGUUCAGUGGAUAAAUCCAUUAGAAUAUGGGACACGAGAGCGGCCCCCAACAAAGCUUGUAUGUUGACAGCUGAGGAUGCCCAUCAGAGCGACAUAAAUGUUAUUUCAUGGAACAACAAAGAACCGUUUAUUGCAAGUGGUGGCGAUGACGGAUUCCUUCAUAUCUGGGACUUAAGGCAAUUUUCUAAUAAGACUCCAGUCGGAACAUUCAAACACCACACUGCCCCCGUUACUUCGGUGGAGUGGCACUGGACUGAGCCUAGCGUAUUGGCGUCUGCUGGAGAGGAUCAUCAAGUUGCACUUUGGGAUUUGGCGGUGGAGCGAGAUGAUGACGACUUAGUUGAUGAAGAGCUAAAGAACUUGCCACCUCAGCUUCUAUUCAUCCACCAAGGACAAAGUGAUAUAAAAGAAUUACACUGGCACAGACAAAUUCCAGGCGUCAUGAUAACUACUGCGCACACUGGUUUUAACGUAUUCAAAACAAUUAGUGUAUGA
Molecule: messenger RNA, 1338 nt
Organism: Arctia plantaginis
Lineage: Eukaryota; Metazoa; Arthropoda; Insecta; Lepidoptera; Erebidae
Source: the annotation of a GenBank genome assembly